UUUGCAAGUUCAUAUAACAAAAAAAAGUUAGAGUUCAAUGGAACCCUGACCAGACUACAUAGACCGGAAGUCCUGCGACCAAACUUACCAUUCAUCAAUUGCAAUUGUAAAGUCAUGAAGCUUCAUGAGCUCGUGCUGUAAGUGAGGUUCAGUCUACUGCUAGGGAACAAUACCCCGCAAGGUUUUUCGAUCAAGUCUAGCAGUUGCGAAGCGUUACAGCAAUGGCCGUGUCUGGAGGUCGCACCUUAAUACCGAUUACGGCGUUGAUCGCCUCGGUGCUGUGUGCUGUGUUGCUCCUGCAGCAGGUAGAAUCAGCUUACCAGCGGCCGAAGGAGGUGCAGACCGAAAGACCAGUGAUCGGAAUCGUGACCAUUCCGGAGGCUGGUUGCUUGCAUUUCGGCGACCAGGUGGUCGUCAGUUCGAACGCGCGCUGGUUGCAAGCUGGUGGCACCCGUGUGGUGCCGAUCUUCUAUGAUUCCACUCCCGAGGAGCUCGACUACAUACUCAACCGCGUGAACGGGGUGUUCUGGUCCGGCGGCCCAGUCUUCUUCAACCCACACACCGAAUCACACUCCGGCUCCCUGUAUUUGCGCACCACGGAGUACAUCUUGAAGCAUGUGAUGAGAGAGAAUAGGAGAGGAAAUUACUUUCCGCUAUGGGGGACGUGUCUGGGAUUCGAGCGCAUGGUGCAGCUGGUAGCAGAGGAUGCUGAGGCGUCCAUUGUAAAGCCAGUCGACGCUGAGAAUUAUGCCAUCAACUUAGGAUUCACGGAUGUGGCUUUUGAGAGUCGGUUGUUCCGGAGCAUGAACGCGGAGCUUUUCAAGGAGGUGGCGUCGCCAGCGACGAGGUUAGCAUUUAACAACCACGGCUUAGGCAUUCACCCAGACUACUUCCACAACAUCACCAAUCUUAGUCGACACUUUUCAGUGUUGUCGGUAGAUCUGGACCGCCACGGCAAGCCCUUCGUGUCCACAGUAGAGGGCAAGAGAUACCCCUUGUAUGGUUCACAGUGGCACCCCGAGAAGCCCCCCUGGGAAUGGAGCCCUGACUGGGUUCUUUCCCACACGAACAUGGCCAUCCAACUUUCAAAUUACUUCGGUCGCUUCUUUGUUGAGGAAUGCAGAUACAACAAGAACAAGUUCGAGAGCCCCGAACUCGAGGAUAAGCUUUUGUUGCAUAACUGGAAUACGAUUCCCGCUUCUGCCAUCCUCAGCAUUGAUCCCACCGUCUUUAUACCUUUCAUGGAAUACUAUUGCAUUGACCGGAGCAAGGUGCCGAGCUAUGACUUCAUCACUAAGAGAUCGAAGCAGGUGUCAUCGGCGUAAGUGUUUUGUUAAAACGACAACUUAGAAGAUGGUUCUACAUAAACUUUGUUAAAACUUGGGCAGAGAGUGCUGUAAAAUGUUACCAAAAUUUGGAAGGGAUGUGAUGGAACUCAUAACAGCAUGCGCUGAAGGAUAGUAGACUGGGCAUCAUAUGUAAGUAUUGCAUAGAAUAACAACUAUGACAUUCUUGGUAAUAAAUCGUGCACAAUACCGUGUUCACUAAGUUUUGCCCCAUCAAA
Messenger RNA from Physcomitrium patens, 1564 nucleotides. RefSeq lists its product as uncharacterized. Lineage: Eukaryota; Viridiplantae; Streptophyta; Bryopsida; Funariales; Funariaceae. Gene Ontology annotation, cellular component: vacuole. Gene Ontology annotation, molecular function: gamma-glutamyl-peptidase activity. The record is from RefSeq and is a predicted model, not a curated record. Gene Ontology annotation, biological process: tetrahydrofolylpolyglutamate metabolic process.